GGAGGCGGAGCGACGCGCGCUACGAUCAUCUCUUUCAACAUACUGACGGCGCUCGCGAAAGAUUCUGCGCGGCUGCCAGGCGGCCGUGCGCGACCCCCGCCACGCGGCGCACCUCGGCGCCAUCUGGCGGCGCAGAGGAACACCUGCUGCACCUGCACACGUGGGUGCGGCUGGCGGCGGCGCAGCUCUUCGGCUUGCUGUUUUCCGCGUGGGAGCCCGACGAGUGGUGACGGGUAUCCACGCAACAGCAGGCGGGGGUCAAGACGGGGAGGAUAGGAGAGGGAGGCAAGGUGGGAGAGAGUGGAGAGGGAGGCAAGGUGGGAAAGACUGCAGAGGAAGGCAAAGUGGGGGAGAGUGGAGAGGAAGGCAAGGGAGGGGAGGAUGGUGGAGCGGAGGAGUACCUGUCCGUGAGAACGCACAAGACGCUGCACAAGCUUGCGAUGCAUUUCUGCUCACAACUACAGUCACCGUCGCUCAACGAAGAGAUCGGAAAUCAGGUGAUAAAGAACCUCGUAUAUUUGGCGAAAGUAUUUUUCCGCAUGGGCGCAAAAUCUACGGCAGAUCCAUCUGGAGGUCAUCCCAGUCAUGGCGAUGGCGUAAAACGAGAUCUGCAUGACGACGAUGACGACGACGAUGGUCCCACUCAAGACGUCUCUGAAAACGUUCGACAAAGAACGUUUCUGUGGCUUCUGAGAAAAAUUUGCAAGGAGGCAAGAAUAGAAUCUUCACAGAAUCCCAAAGCUACAGUCAGGAGGUCAUGCGUGUUCAAGUGGCUUGCAGCAGUUGCACUAGAGCUAGGAGGGAGCAAUCUUUCCCAGUACUUAUACACCAUGCUACUACCACUGCAUAGAGAGAUCACCAAUACGAUAGCAGGUAAUCACAGAUCCCCAGGCAGCAGUUAGGAAAAAGAUCAAGAGAAAUCUCAAGAAGCAGGACAACAGAAAGAGAAAGAUAGAAACGAAGAGACCUGGCAAGAAAAUAAACAAAAGAAAGAAACUGUCAGAAAUGGCCAUACAAAUGGAUUGAAGAGAGACUUUAGGAAGGUAAAAAUUACCAAUCUGCGAUACUUUUUCAUGUCCUGAAUAUAUGGUUUACUAAUGUCAAGUUUGUAAAUAACAUUUAAUGUGUUAUAAGCUUAGCAUAAAUGUUUUCUGUAGUUAUACAAGAACCUUAAUUUUCCGAUGAGCAAGUAUUUUCGUGAUUUUCUCGAGGAACGAAAUGUUGCUUUUUAACGGUACUGUUUGUUAUAUUGUUGCA
Messenger RNA from Priapulus caudatus, 1257 nucleotides. RefSeq names its product small subunit processome component 20 homolog. Gene Ontology annotation, cellular component: small-subunit processome; nucleolus; 90S preribosome. Lineage: Eukaryota; Metazoa; Priapulida; Priapulimorpha; Priapulimorphida; Priapulidae. The record is from RefSeq and is a predicted model, not a curated record.